Perca flavescens (yellow perch) is the source of this 4153-nucleotide messenger RNA. It is a transcript of the gene slc16a4, whose product is annotated as solute carrier family 16 member 4. Gene Ontology annotation, molecular function: monocarboxylic acid transmembrane transporter activity. Lineage: Eukaryota; Metazoa; Chordata; Actinopteri; Perciformes; Percidae. The transcript is spliced from 12 exons. Bases 677 to 2386 code for a protein of 569 amino acids. The record is from RefSeq and is a predicted model, not a curated record. Gene Ontology annotation, biological process: transmembrane transport; monocarboxylic acid transport.
GCGUCACGUGGCUCUCUUCAGUGAAGGCUUUGCUUUCUGCGGCUCCUCAGCAGAGCAGCGAUGUUGAGGCUGAGAUGCGAUAUGCAACUCAGAGGGUCUGGCUCAUAGAGGCAAAGUUAUGGCACGGUCAUCCCCGGAGAACAAGGUCCCGCAGCAAUUUCUCUCUGCCAAAAAGUCCCUCACCGGUAACAAGCACGUCUUCCUGCGACGCCGGAGCGAGAAAACCCUAAAUUACGCGUCCAAAUAAACUAAUUGAAAAUUGGGGCUGGAGCGCGUCAAGGAGUGAAUGACAUUUCAGCAGCGUGGAGUUGAGUGACGGCCACAAUGCAACAGGCCUGUGAAGUGAAGAUAACAACUAGCUCACAGCUACACACGGACAAUGCUGUUGGCCCUCUAAACCUGUAAAAGCAGUUGGGAAGAAUUCUUAAAGCACAGCUGUGGAAAAAGUGGGGUUUCUCCUACUUCAGCGAGGGUUUGGCGAGAGCUCGGAGAUCAGCAGCAGAGGGACACACUUGUCUUCAGGGCGUAAAGCUAAUCUGGAUGCAGCCAUAGUUACAAGUGCCCUUCGACCACCUGAGAAUGACACUCGGACAAUACGACUCUUGAGUUUAUUCUUCACCUCCAGAGCCAUCAGGCAUUCUACCAAAUCAGCAUAAACAGUGAAACCAAGUCCGCCAUGAACCUGUUCAGGAAGGAUGCCAUGACCACUAAGAAGGAGAAGGAAAAAGAGAUCCAGUAUGAGGACCCUCCAGAUGGAGGUUGGGGCUGGAUGGUGGUGCUGCAUUGCUUUCUGGUAAACGUCCUAGUGAUGGGAACACUGAAGAGUUUUGGGAUCUUCUUUGUGGCAUUCCAAGAUGAGUUUGGAGGCUCGUCAGAGAGCAUCAGCUGGAUCGGUUCCAUCAUGUCGAGUCUGCGUCUGUCUGGAGCGCCCCUUGCCUCUGUGGCCUGUGCCAAGCUUGGAACCAGAGUGACCUCCAUUGCCGGGGCAGUGCUGGUUAGUGGAGGAUUCAUCAUUAGUAUUUUUGCAAACAGCGUGGUGUUCCUCUACAUCAGCAUGGGAGUGAUAGUUGGAAUUGGUUUUGCACUACUUUACCAAGCCUUCUCAGUGGUCACAGCGCUGUACUUCCGAAGGAGGUUAGCGACAGCAUAUGCGAUUGGGCGUUCUGGCAUGGGUUUGACCUUUGCCCUUGCUCCGUUUACUCAGCUGCUCCUGGACAAGUAUGCUUGGCAAGGAGCAAUGCUAAUUCUUGGCGGUCUAAUGCUGAAUCUGGUGGCGACUGGGAUGCUUCUGCGACCCAUCAACGUGAAGUCUCCCGUGUCAAACCCUACCUCUCCUCCCAUUCAAAAGAGCCCUGCUGUUUCCCUCAAGAGCUCCUCAGAGAAGGAAUGCACUAAGAGCUGCUUGAAUGGCUCCUCUCACUUAUCCAAUGGCAUCUCCAAAGCAGACUCAUUUCCAUCCCCUCCUCCUGCCCCUCAUGGGGAUACUGAGAACCUGGGGGGCCAAUGUACUCAGGGACUCCAGGACCAGUCAGUGAACCCUGAAUUGACCAGGCUGGUCCUUAAUGGUGUGAAUGGCCAUGAGCCCCACCAUGACUUCGGUCAGUGUAAACCCACAACUCCAGAUAGCUCAGCGGAGCUCAAUGGCAGCAUGAAUGGGUCCACCAUUGUUGGAUUUCCCUCACAUGCCAGCACGCCGAGUGAGGUGACCGUCAUAAAAGCCAAAGUACUGGAUUUCUCUCUGCUAAAGGACCCAUUCUUUUGUAUCUAUACUUGGUCCUUAGUCUUCAGCCAGUUGGCCUACUUCAUCCCCUAUUUCCAUCUGUCUGCCCGAGCCAGAACCCUGGGCAUCAAUGCCAUGGAUGCUUCCUUCAUCAUCUCUGUGGCAGGUAUCACAGAGACCAUCGCCCAGCUGGCCUCGGGCUGGGUGACAGACAGGAACCUGUUCCAUAAAUACCACUACCACAAGGCCUACCUGAUACUCUGUGGCCUGGUCAACCUGCUCUCCCCGAUGGCAACCUCCUACAUCCUGCUGAUGGUUUACGCUGUCUUCUUUGCCAUCUUCUGUGGUGGAUACAUGGCUCUGCUGCUGCCCGUUCUAGUAGAUCUCGUGGGGUCGGAGAAACUUAACAACUCCAUGGGCUUCUCCAUGUUCUUUGUUGGCCUGGGUUGCCUCACAGGACCUCCUUUGGCUGGCUUCCUGUACGACUACACUCAGACUUACGACUGUUCUUUCUACCUGGCUGGCCUCUGCUAUCUGCUCUCAUCUCUCUCCUUGUUCAUGGAGCCGCUGGCUCAGCGCUGGAAGGGCAGGAACAAACUGACCUGCACCAAGAGAGCGGAAAGCAGCUGUAAGACCAACGGCUGCUUUGCCCCCGACCGCCUGUAGAACGGCGCUGUGUAGGAACAAAACCCAGGGAAGGCCUUCGAUCUUGAAACAGCAUGCUCAUAAAGUGCCAUGGGCCCGCAUACCUUGGACUCAGUCUUAAAGUCGGGACCCAAGUGACCCUUAAUUUCAGCAGGAGCGUAACACGGUGUCGAGGAGACCACAGUAACAUGUCUAAGAACAUGCCAUUAGUAAAUAGAUGUUUAUGAUGAACUUUUAAAGAGCCAAAAUUUGGGUGUCCUGCAAAAUAUUUUACUCCCUAUUCUUGUUCUUAUCAGAGGUACAUGCAACCAAACUGAAAUAAUCCUCUACAUACAUUAUCCAGCACAUUAUAUAUUAUAAAACACAAUCUAAAUCUGUUUUUCAAUGCAACAACAAAACUGCAUUAACUUUGCAGUGACUUUCAAUUGCACAUAAUAUGGCUGGAAACGAAGCUAUGCAGUUAGCUUGAUAUCCUGUUAUCUGAAAUCCUCCUCCUAUUGUUUCUGUGAUGGCAUUCAUGGAAGAACAUAUCCAUGAAGAAAUCUCACUCGAUUCCUUUGGAAGCAUUUACCUGUAUCUGUAAACCUGUACUCACUGGUAUGCACUUUGGGCCAAAUUGUAAUUAAGCUGAAUGACAUCUGACCUUUUAACUGCCAGGUAAUUAAGAAAGUGAGCAACCACUUAAUUGCAGCCUGCUUGUAUGACACAAAUGUGUAACCUGCUCUUAAAAGCCAAAAAGCAGCAACUGCUUCAGUAGUUUAAUCUCUUGCCCCAGAACUAUUAUUGUAGGCACAGGGGUUGAUUAAAUGGCAUGUUUUACCAUUUAGAGGUAUAAUCAUAUUCUCGUAUUUAUAUUUUGUUAUUAAUAAUCUGGAUGUUAUUUUUGUCUGUCAACUACUUUAGCAUACUUAGACUUACAGUAUGCUGUGUCUCAAUUCAGAUACUUUUGUGAGUACACUUACAUGUAGUGCCAUGUGUACACUAUGCACUCACUUGUGUAGUGCGUAAAUUUCUGGAACCGGAAAUGACUAUUCUUCUUCAUUUUAAUGAUAAAUUGCAUCCGGGCAGAGCAUUACCGCAAUCUAUUGUUGCCCACAAAAAUAUACAUUGACUUGUUUUUUUCACUAUCUUACUACAAUAUAGUGGUACUUAUGGACAAAAACACAUGUAUAAAUUCCAUUUGUAUAGUUUGGUUUUCGCCAUUUCAGUCACCACCGCUACAUCGUCCUCACCGGCCAUUUUCACAAGUUUGAAAAUGCGUUAGCGGUCAAAAAGAAUCCACUCUGUAGCAAAGAUGGUGUCUGUUGAGAGCGAGUAGUGUCCUUUGUUCCACGCUCAUCGUUUUGACCAUUUUGAGUGCAGCAUCCGGGUAUUUGUAGUGCACUGCAUUUGGCCAUACUUCAGUCUGUGUGAACUCACUAUUUAUUCAAAAUAGCAAGUGUAAGUACAGAAGAGCACAAUUUGAGACACAGCAUUACACAAAGAUACACCAUUCAAACUUCAAAAUAUUUGGCUAAUUUAGGACACUAAAUGCUGCUUCUGUUCAGAUUUUUUUUUUUUUAUCUUUCAACUUUCUCUCAUAGAAAGUUCAAUGUUUGAACAUUUUCUUUUCCUCUUUAACCCCUUGAUACUCUUUAAUUUUUUCAUCUACAACUAUUAGUACUUUAUGACAUUAGUUCCAUUUUUCAUACCUCUCAUAGUUUUUCUGGAAUUGCAGUUGUUUUUUAAGUUGUUCUUCCAUUAUAAUUGGUAUGUAUUGUCAACACAUUCUCACUCCCAUUGCGUAAA